CCUGGCAACAUAUAGGCAGGGGAAAUGUCUCUUACAAGAUUAUUUUUGGGAGAAUUUAUCAAUGAAGACAUCCAUACCUCAAAUUCUUUAUGUCGGCAAGAAGUAAACAUCAGAAUGUAUGUUAAUUCCAUAUCAAUCAGUGAAUCAAAUAGAAAAUUAUGGAAUCAAGAUUACUUUACUUUGACAUUUCCCAAACCACUCCAGCCAGGUAGAGAAAAGAGAUCAAGAUCUUCAGAAUUACAAAUCUCAGUUCCUAGACAUGACAAAAGAAGAUUAAAGGAAGUUGAGAAGCCAGAUCAUAUAAGGAUAAGGCAUUCUUUUAAAAAAAAUUCCCAAAGGCCUGUUUACUUAACUGUCAGGAGACAGGCUCUAUUCAGAAAUCCUUAUACUCCUAAAACCCAUCCUGAAAAUGGAGAAUCUGAAAAGUCCAAAUAUGACAAAAAAGGAAGAACUUUACAAAGAAAUCCCAAAAAAAACAAAGGCCAACAUGAAACAACUCCAGAAUCCAAAACAGUAAAUGAUGAGGAACCUGAAGGAGGAAAUAAAUCAGAUAAAACUCAAUCAAAAUUAUCACAUAAAAGUGAACUAUUCGAGAAGCCAAAGUUUAAAUUGGAAACAAAUCCAGAAUCCAGAGAUUUUAAGACAGUCUCAAUGGAUCCAAAAAAAGAUAAGAGAGAUUCAAAGAAGUCCAAGGACGCAGAUAAUGAGUUCCUAUGUGCAAAGAAGGAUUCUAAGGGCUCAAAGAACAAUUCUGAUGUCAAAUCACAGACUUGCUCAAAAAAUAGUUCAAAUAUGGAUUUCAUAUUGUAUAUAGAGGAGUCUGGUGCUGAAUCCAUGAAAUUGGAUAUAUGGUUAAAGAAUUACUCUCACAAUAAUUCAAAGAAGCCUUCAAAGAAAGACACAAAAAAGGAUGCAAAGAGCUCUGAUGCUGAAUCUGUAGAUUCAAAAGAUGCAAAGAAAAAUGCAAAUAAAGAUAAGAAAAGUACAAAGAAAGACAGCAAGAAGAAAGAUGCAAAGAAAGAUGCAGAGUCUACUGAUGCAGAAUCUGUAGACUCAAAGGAUGCAAAGAAAGAUUCAAAGAAGGCUAAGAAAGAUUCAAAGAAAAAUGACAAGAAAAAAGAUACAAAGAAAGAUGUAGUGUCUACUGAUGCUGAUUCUGAAUCUGAAUGGGAUUCAAAAAAGGGUAAAAAAGAUGAAAAAAAUUAUAAGAGAAAUUCAAAGAAAGAUGACAGAAGUAAGUCUGUAAUGAAGUCUGAAGAGUCUACUGAAACUGAAUCUGAUUGGGAGUCAAAGAAGGAUAAGUAUGAUUCAAAGAAGGCUAACAAAGAUUCAAAAAAAGAUGCCAAGAAACAGGAUGCAAGGAAGAGUACAGAGUCUACUGAUGCUGAAUCUGAUGAAUCUUCCAAGAAAGACUCAAAGAAGACUAAGACAGUCAAAAUUUCAGAUGCUGAAUCUGAAGACUCUUUAUAUAAACUGGAAGCUAAAAAGAAAGGAGUUGAUGAAUCAGAUGCCACAUCUACAGCUUCAAAGAAGGAAGCACUGGAACUGAAGAAAGAAUUCAAAAUUUCAUCCAAAAAGACUACAUUCAAAGAAAAAGGGAAAAAAAUAGGUACAGGCAGAGUCCCCCCAUCAAGAGAAAGACCACCACUACCUCCUUGUGAGCCUAUACUACCAUCACCCAAGGUCAAACGUCUCUGUCAGUGCAAGAUGCCUCCUCCACCUCUAAAGCCAAGACAUGCGCCUUUGCCUGAAGCAAAGUGGAUUCAUAAGCUGCUUUAAAGAAAAAGAAAAAGAAAAAAAAAAAGAACAACUGAGCACUUGGUUUCACAGAAUGGCCUUACCACAGUAAA
This is a messenger RNA of Prionailurus viverrinus (fishing cat), 1850 nucleotides long. It is a transcript of the gene CYLC1, whose product is annotated as cylicin 1. Gene Ontology annotation, cellular component: acrosomal matrix; nucleus. The record is from RefSeq and is a predicted model, not a curated record. Lineage: Eukaryota; Metazoa; Chordata; Mammalia; Carnivora; Felidae. Gene Ontology annotation, molecular function: structural constituent of cytoskeleton.